Messenger RNA from Blepharisma stoltei, 1243 nucleotides. Lineage: Eukaryota; Ciliophora; Heterotrichea; Heterotrichida; Blepharismidae. The record is from the annotation of a GenBank genome assembly.
AUGAAUGCUGGUUUACUCUCAUCAAAUUUAGAAGAACAGAUUCUUCAAUCACUCUCUGAAUUCAGAGCUCUUGCAACUGACAUGGAAGAGAAAAAUCAAAACACUGAAGAAAUACACAAAGUCAUUGAGUCGCUUGAAGAAAGCUAUGCCAAAUUAACAGCGGAAUCUACCCCUCAUAGCAAAAAUUGUCAUAUAAUUUCUAAAGGCUUAAAGAAGAUCUAUGAUUUUUAUUCCAGUAAGCAACAAUUCCCAGGAGUUGCUCCAAGCUUUGCAGAUAUUGAGCAUGGAAAUUCCAUAUGAAAUAAUGCCAAGUUCCUGAAAUUUUGUAAAGAUUUUGGACUUGAUGAAAUAAAAAGAGAAGACCUCCUAAAUAUUUUUAAAGCUAAUGCAAGCUUCCGAAGAGAAAUGAAUGAAGAUCAAUUUAAAGCAGCUUUAAAAGAUAUUGCUCAAAAGCUAUUUAAGAAUGAGCCUGAAGAAGCAAAAAUGGAAAAGAUGUAUGAUUAUUUAAAAGUAUAUGAUUUAGAUUAUAUUCAAAAAAUCGCAAAAGGGUUUGGAUUGCCUUUUUCUAAAGAAAAAAUUGACUUCAGAGUCCAGGGAUUACCUGAGACUAAAAGUUCAGAAAAAAAACUUCCUAACUCCCCCUUCCGAGAGCGAACAAAUCCAUUGGAAAUACUCCUAUUUUUUGCCUAAAAACCCACCCUCUGUCAGAGAGCAAAAAAUUUUAUAUUAGUCAUAAUUAGUAUAAUGAAUCUCUAGCUAAUUCUGUUUUAAUUUAAUAUCUUGCAUUUUAAAACAUAAAUUUAAUAAAUCAAAUUAAUUUUUACAAUUAGAAUUUUUUUAAAUUUUGAAGAAAAAAAGUUAUACACAAAUUUUUGAAAAAAAUAGUAAGCAUUCAUCCUUACCAAAUAUUCAUACUCCAAAAAUAAAAGAUUUAGAGAAGAUUGAAAAAGUAAAAGCAACGAAAAAAUUUGUAAAAAUACCUCUACAGUCGAAAACUCCACAUAGAUAUAGUGAUAAAAAAUUGCUUCUGAGUCAAAACCCAUUGCGCUAUACAUGGCAAAAAUUGAGUCAAAUUACAGAUGAUGUGCUACAAGUGGACAAAGAUCUUGAAAAUAUAAUAGAAAGAACAGUUGACAAUAGGCUAAGCUUAGAUAAAAACCUUUUACAACGAGAUUUAAAGAAAGGAAAUAUGGAGCAACCUAAAUAUCAAAUUAAAACUCAUUUUAAAGAGCCUAAACAUUAA